Helianthus annuus (common sunflower) is the source of this 868-nucleotide messenger RNA. RefSeq lists its product as uncharacterized. The coding region runs from base 104 to 868 and encodes 254 amino acids. NCBI's taxonomy places the organism in Eukaryota, Viridiplantae, Streptophyta, Magnoliopsida, Asterales, Asteraceae. The transcript has 2 exons. The record is from RefSeq and is a predicted model, not a curated record.
UCCAUUUUUAAACCAAUUUCUCUCAUUCUACUCCCAUUCUUCUCCAUUUCUCAUCCUUUUUUAUAAAAAUACUCUAUAUUUUUUAUACCAUUCUCUCCCAAACAUGAAUCCAUUCAACCCAAACAACCCCAACCCAAACAACCCCAACCCGAAUAAUCCCAAUCCGAACCAACCUAAUUUUUUUUCGAGUCCCGCUUACACUCCGACUAUGGAUCCUUCGUGGGGGGCUACGCAAUUUCCGUUUUCGGGUUUCCAACAAACACCCAACGCCUUCUCACAAAUGUCUCAACUACAACAAGUUCAACAAUAUCAAGCGCUCCAACAAAUCAUGCAACGCAACACGUUUGAACAACUCCAAUCCCAAUCGCAACCCCCGGUUCAAGUUGAAGAUGAUGAUGAAGAAGUCGUCCCCGAAUCACCACCGCAAGAGCUCACGCGCAAAAAAAAGAAGGGUAAGGGAAAGAUGGUUGAACCCGAAACCGCACAAAAACCGAGAGCAAAGGGGAGGCAAUGGACGAAAGUAGAAGAGGAGGCGCUAGCUAUGGCGUUUACUAAGGCCUCUAAUUGCCCGAUAGUCGGAAACAACCAAACGGGUAGUAGUUUUUGGAAGAAGACAACGGAUAGGUUUAACGCGAUUAUGGAGCAUGGGGAGGCUCGUGAUGUCGAAUCCGUCUCGGGCAAGUGGCGAAAAAUGAUCAAGGUCGUCAACGCCUUUAAUCAAAUUUAUAACCAAAUUUACCUUUCUCCUCCAAGCGGGAGUAACGAGCAAGAUAUUCUUAACCUUGCUAUCGCCAAGUGGGACUCCCAAAAUUCAACGCCUUUCCCGCACUUCCGAGCAUGGAACGUUGUAAGGAAAGAACAAAAAUAA